UACAGCUGUGGGCAGCGUCGCUGUGAGUCAGUGAAGCCGUGUGGGAGGAGUUAAAGUAAGAUGGCUGCGGGAGAGGCAAGAGUGCUUGAGAAAUCAUCAAAUGGGAUGUUUAUCUGUCGCUAACAGGAUGCACAGCUGCCCCGAAGAAGGAGUGGUUAAUUUGUCAGCGUCGCCGGGUCAGUGUGGAGCAGUUCGCCGGUUGUCUCCGCGCUGCGUUCGUGUCCGUCAGCCGUUCAUCGCUCUGACAUUGUGGAAUUCACCAACAGCUAGGUGUUAGCAGGCAGCUAGCUGGCUGCUAGCUAUCCGAGGAAAUCUGCUCCUCUUCAACAGCUGCUGAGACUCCUGCACACAAACAAGAGGGGUGUACCUGUCCUGACCGGCUAUGGAGUGGUGUUGGCUUCAGACUGGAUGACGGCGUCCACAGGGAGGACAAGAAAGCAAAGUUUCUAAAUCAGCAACACCCUUCCCUUUUGGAGUUGGCUGACCGGCAGUGACAGCUCGUUCAAGCGUCGUCCUUUUUCUCCGUUUGGGAUCGCCUCCCCUCUCCGUCCCUCUUCCCCUUCUUUUUCCUUUUAUCUUUGUCCAUAUCUUCUCCUUUAGUUCCCCUCCUGAGCUCUUGCUUUCCUUCCUGGGCGCUUUUGUGUCUGGACUUAGAAGUUCCCUUUUUGCUAUUUUUUUUGUUUUGUUUUGUUUUGUUUUCUCCCCCCUCAUCCCUCCCUGGUGUUUGAGUCUGUGAGACCUUUCACCUGCCUCCCGCCGGGUUCGGAAUGAGCUGGCUUAGCAGGUUGAACCCACGGUCCGGCCGCAGCGCCGUCGCCUCCGCCGCCCCCUCCAGCCCGUGCACUGCCGACCCAGAGACCUGCCUGAUGGUGUUUGAGAACCACUGGAGACAGGUGUCUUGGGUUUUGGAUCAGCGAGAAACGUCAUCCUCCAGCGACGACCUGACUGCGGUGCGAAACAACACCGACCAGAUGUUGUGUCUGCUGGCGGAGGAGCGUCCCGCCGAGAGCACAGAGGGCGGCUCUUGCGCGGCGCCCAUGGGCCCCAUCCUGGAGCUGGUCGUCACGGAGAACAUCCUGGAGCGCCUGGUUCAAUGGCACCUGUGGCGCGGCCUGGACCCGGACAGCCAGGGGGCCCUGCUCAAACUGUUCGAGAUGCUCAUCGGCCAGUCCCAGCAGCCUCUGCUGCAGCACACAGCCGUUCUCCACCCCCUGCUGAGGCUGCUGGGAGCGUGCGCCGACCCAGAACUUGGCUGUCCCCCGGCCUUGGAGAACAGCCUAGUACUGCUGCUUAAUCAGGUUUGCGUGUCCAUGGCCCGGCAGCCGGUGGUCCUAGAGAUGCUGUUCCAGGCUGCGCCGGCCCAACAGGGCUCCACCAACCUGCUGAUCUUCUCCCUCCUCGUGCCGUUCAUCCACCGGGACGGAGCCAUCGGCCAGCAGGCCCGAGACGCGCUGCUGCUGGUCAUGGCGUCCUCGGCCAGUCACGAGGCGGUGGCGCGAUACAUCGCCGAAAACUCCUAUUUCUGCCCGGUGUUGGCGACGGGGCUCAGCGCCCUCUACUCCUCUCUGCCCAGGAAAAUCGAGGUCCGUGGAGACGACUGGCAUUCGCUGCGGCGGGAGGACUGGAUGGGCGUUUCGUCUCUCGUGCUUUUCAUGAACUCCUUGGAGUUCUGCAACGCCGUGGUGCAGGUGGCACACCCCCGGGUCCGCUCUCAGCUCCUGGAUUACCUCCACAACGGCUUCCUGGUCCCCGUCGUGGGCCCCGCCCUGCACAAGUCGUCGGUGGACGAGAUGAUCGCCAGCACCGCCUACCUGGAUCUUUUCUUGCGCAGCAUAACGGAAACAUCGCUCCUCAAAACCUUCCUGCGCUUCAUCCUGCUGCAUCGCCAUGACAAUGACACCAUCCUGGACACGCUGCUCACGCGCAUAAGCAGCAAUUCAAGGCUUUGCAUGGUCUCAUUAAGUCUGUUCAGGACUCUCCUGUCCCUGCAUUGUGAGGACGUCAUGCUGCAGCUUGUUCUCAGGUAUCUCCUGCCCUGCACCCAUGUAAUGCUGAGUCAGCGUCGUGCCAUCAGGGAGACGGACAUGUACGGAAAGUCGGCGAACAAGUUCCUGUCGCUGAUCCCGGAGUGCUGCCGGCUGAACGCAGCGAGCUCCACCGAACGCGACGACGACAAUCCAUUCUGGGGCAAAGUCAUGAACAAUCCAAGCACGGAAGCUCCAGCCCCACCCAGACCCAGCACCCCGUCCCGCUUGUCGUUCUUCAUGCGGCAGCAGAGCAGCAGUGGCGGCGGCGGAUCGGGAGGAGGGGGCUCGUCUAACCUUCCUGCCGUGGAUCCGCUGCACCCUGGUCCAUCCGGGUCCCACGCUCUGUCCCCGGACAGUCCCAUGCACCAGCAGCAAACCCACACAGAGUGUCUGGAGUGGGACGCGGGGUACCUGGAGUACCUCAAGGACGCGCGUCGGGGAAUCGAGCAUUGCGCCUGGUCCUGCCGUGAUUGGUCCGCGCCUUACGACGGAGAAAACCCUUCCCCGAGCGCAGCCCCUCCGCCUCCACCUCCCCCCACCUCCAACGCCUCCAUGGCCAUGUUCCCGGAGCAUUUCUCCUUCCAGCACGGAGGAAGCAGCGGCACUCCUCCAGGCCAGCAGAGGGCUGCCGUUGUGGCGGCGGCACGGUCGGAGUGGAGCAGUUCGGAGCGGGACAGCGGCGAGUGGGACGUCACAAUAGGCAAAAACAACUGCAUCAGUCUCACGCCGCGCUCCAAGAAGCGCACCCUUCAAACGGAGGAACUGCUUCCCAAACCGAUGCCGCCGCUCGUCCCCUCUUCGCCCGCUGCCUCCGCUCUGUCGGCUUCACACUCCAACUCCUCCCCAAGUCAGCACAUUUCCACGUCCGCCAUCACUGUGAGUUACCAGCCGAUGUAUAACGGGACAAUCGCGCAGGCGGACGGUUGUUCGGACAGCCGGGACAGAGGACUGGAAGUGAAAAAAGUCAAAAGAGACUUGGGGGAGCAGCGGUUCUUGGAUGAGAACGCCAACCAGAACGGAUCUCCCAUCUCCUACUCCUCCCACAAUCACGCCGCCGUCCCCCAGUCGAUUUUCAGCAACAGGAACAGCAGCGACUUGAAAUCUCUACAGUUUCCUGCCCCCGACACCAAACCGCUGACCAACUCAGGCCCGCACCGCACAUCCUCAGAUCUUCCAGAAACCAACCAACAGUCGCAGCAAUCCGUGGAGUGGCUCAUCGAAGAGCUGCUGGAACAGGCGCCGGACGACCCCCAGCAGCUCCCCGGAGACGCCAACGGUCAGGGCAUCAGCAUCGAGGCCUUCACCCAGGAGCUGCGGGAGCUGGAGGACCGGGUGAAGGAGCGAAGCCAAGCCGCCUCCCUGCAGCCCGACGCCGCUGCAGAAUCGCUCUCCGCCGAGCAGCAGGACGAACAGCUUUCCACCGCUCUGAACGCGAAGCUGACUGGUGACGUCAAGGGGGAGGGAUCUGAGGUGGGAGUCUGGAGUCCUGCUAGACCGCUUAACCAGCCGGCCUCGCAGCCAUACACUGGCCCAUUCAUGGUGGUUCUGUUUGCCAAGCUGGAGAACAUGCUCCAAAACUCUCUGUACGUCAACAUCCUGCUCACUGGCAUCGUAGCCCAGUUGGCUUGUUAUCCUCAGCCCCUCCUACGCUCCUUCCUGCUCAACACCAACAUGGUCUUCCAGCCCAGCAUCAAGUCGCUGAUCCAGGUUUUGGGUUCUGUGAAGAACCGCAUUGAGGCAUUUGCAGCUUCUCAUGAAGACUUCCCUGGCAUGCUGAGGAAAGCCCAGCAGUACCUGGUGGCUCGAGGGAAAGUGGACUGGACCGACAUGGCUGGCGCCGUCCCCCCACUGCGGCGCUCUGAUUCUCUAGUAAAAAGCCGAAAGCCGUCGCUUGGAGACCUGAUCCUCCGACACACAAACAGCCCCACGCGGGCUCGGCACGCCGCUCAGCUGGCGCUCGCUCACGUCCGGGACGGCGGCCAAUCGCUGCACAGCGCCUUGUUCCGGGGUGGCAGCGGCUCGUCCGGGCUGGAGAAGCAAGCCGAGGCAUUGCGGGUGAAAAACGCCGUCUACUGCGCCGUCGUUUUCUGCGAGUUCCUCAAAGAGCUGGCAGCCAUGGCUCAAGAGCACGCCGUCACUUUACCGUUCCCUCGGAGCCAGAAGGCCGAGGAGUAGAUUGGUAAACACAACCCCUUUUGAAACUUGACUCCUGGAUUUUCUUGUCUUUAUUUUUUACUCAUUUGAAGCUGUAAAGCGUGUUUCUCCCCUCACCAGACUUGCGCACUGAGACUUUCUGUCACCGAAAUAUUGAUCUGCAAUGGUGCAGACAGAAAAACAGGAGGAAAACGGCGGCAUUUUUCUACCAAAAUUAGCAUAAGGAACCUAAAGGACUGGAAUCGUUGUUGUAACAGAAGAUCUGGUGCAUAUCAUGUAUUAUAUUUACAUUCUGUACACAUUGAGUCUCGCUAAACACUUGAGAUUUGGGAGCUUGUAAAUAAAGCCACCGCGGCGUGGCAUCGUAAAGGAAGUAGGUGCACAUACUGGUGCUAGUUCACACUCCUUAUGUUUUCGUUAGGAAGCGUGCUCUCAGGUAGCACAGACAACAAGAUGGAAACAGAACACCAAAUAUUUCUUGGCGGGAAAACAUUAAAAGUAUAAAUAUAAAAAAAAAAAAACAACAAUAUUAGUACAUCAAGCCUGUCUUAGCUUUCAUCGAAGCGUUUAAUCUUCUGUGUAGGACCUGGUCCAGGGAAGGGAAUUAGUGUCAGACUUGGUGACGUUAUCAGAGUUAAUUGUUUUUGAAACGACAGCUAAAAACUGGAGAAACAAGAAAAAAAGAAGAGGGGGAGCGUUUCUUUUUCUUUUUCUUUUCUGUAAAGGAAUUACAGAACGUCGUGGAAAGUGUUAGGUAAUUAAAUGCCAUGAUUUUUUUUAUUUUUUCCUUUUAAUUUGCGCCAUUUACCUGACAUAUCAGCAGCAUGUGGGUGUGGGCAUGUGCCACUGUGUAAGUUCAUUUUGAUGAACUCCAGUUCUUCAGGCCAUUACUGACUCAUCAGUCCGUCGCCAUAGAGCAGCUGGGGACAGAAAAGACCGCACUGUGUGAAGUCGCUUUUUCUUCUUCUUUUUUUGGUCAUUUUAAGAGUUUUAAAUUGACUUGCAGUUAGUUUAAAAAAAAAAAAAAACCUGGAGGCAUUCACUCUUCUCAGUUCUUUGUUUUUAAUAAGUGGGCUACAAAUUAAGGGUUCAAGAAGCCAUCUAUUCAGUUUUUACUCUUUCGCUUUGUGUCUUGAUAAAAGGCCAGACUGAACGUUUUUGUCAUAUAAAUUAACAUGCUGCUAUAUUUGUUGUUGUUUUUUUGUUGUUGUUUGUUUUAAACACUAACAUUGAUUUAAUUAGUGUCAUAGCCACUGUUUCUUCACUUUGUUGGUGGGUACCAGAUCUAAACGUGUGUGUGUGAGGAAGCCAGUCGUGAUCAGCGGUUUUUUUUGUUUGUUUGUUUGUUUUUUUUCUCUUAUAGCAUCGACGGUUGAAUUAAGUUGCAGUUCAGUGUUAGAAGCUUUCGCCAAGUUUUCCCUUCAUUUACGUGACGGUUUGUUUUCUGCACUUUUAUUAUAGAGAUGCAGCGAUCUGAAUUUUGUGGAAUGUUGCCUCUUGCGGAUCAGUUUUGAUGGACUAGAAAAAAAAAAAAAGAUAAGUACGAUUUGAAAUAUUUUCUCUCCCCUUCUUAUAUAAUUAGCUGCAUAAGGUGGAGAGGUGACAUCACACUGUGUGACAGAGCAGAUGCCGGAGAGACACUUUAAAAUGCCUUUUAUAUCUUUUUGUUAACGGUUAUCACAGUUAGCAUGCUAGCAGCGCUAAAGCUGCAGUCUGCAGUGUUUAUUUGCAUAUUUAUGUAGAUUCUUAGAAACUCUGAGAUUUCUAAAGCUCUUCAUUCGAUGGCCAUUGAUUGCGGUUGAAGGCUCAAAUGGAUCACAGCUUGUUUUCGCCAUGAAGGUUUUUUUGCUUCAAGUCUUUGCUCUCUCUGCUGCAGCGCUAAUUCGCUAGCUAAUAGCUUCUUACAUCUUUCUACUUCCCAGCUCUACUCUAUACUGAAAAAUGUCUAGCUUUCAGUUAAAAACAAACAAACAAACAAGUAAAAAAAAAAAAAGUUUCUUAUUGGCCGGUGACUUUUUGGAGACUAUCAAGCUGAAAAUUCUCGUUGCAUCUCUAUUUUAAGUUACGGAGAACCUCUGGAGAACAGAUCGAUACGAUCACUUCUUCUCAUCUCUUUACUGUGGAACGCGUUUCUUUGCACAUACUAGCUUCCCAAACUCUGAGCAGCAGAGAGAAACUGCCUGUAAAGUCUUUUUCUCUGAAAUCUAAACUCUUUUUGACAUUGUCAUCUCUCCUACCUUUAAGAAAGGAAAGGGGGGAAAUAAAGGCUUUUUCAUAUUGUUAAAGCCAGAUCUUUUAUCACGUUUGUACGCCACUUUUCUACUGACUUUCUAGAUGCAUUUCAUAGCAGCCCACAGUUUUUUAUUGAAAAGGGUUUCUGCAUGGCCAUGUUUAAUGAAAUGUAAGUUUAAUCGUGUUUCCUGCAGCACUGGUGAGCUUUUGUCACAGACGUCAUCCCGUUUGCCUGCAGGAGUGUGUGGAGGCCAGCAGGUUCUCCACUGAAUGUUUCUCUGUACAUGUAAAGUUUUCCCACUGCCAUCCAUCGCCUCACUCCUCUGUGGCCUCGUCAGCUUCCUCCUUUUAAACUCGAGAUUUUACUUUUUUUUUUUUCCACCAUUUUUGGAUCCGAUUUUAGACACGAUUGCGAAGAGUCUUGAUGGAUUCGCCGUAGUUCCUCGUUUCUGGAGCGAUUCCAGUCGCUGACCUUGUUUCUCUUUGAUGCAUUCAUGGACACCAAAGACAAUCGCCUGACACCCUCAGCUCCCACAUCUACCCUCGGUAAUCAUCCAUGCUUUAACCUCGUUUUGUUUUUCUUUUGUUGUUUUUUUUAGAAAGUGCCAACUUUGGUUUUGAGGUUUGACGUUAACAACCAGGCAUGUAUGAUUUUUUUUUCUUUUUUUCUUCUUCUUUUGUUAUAAUUCACGUUACCUUCAUGAACUUUGCAUACACUCCCUGAGUCAUUUCCCACUUUUUUUUAAUGUAUAACUUUUUCAUUUAAACACAUUAUCAAAGGCGUGAACAUAGAAGGAGGUAUUUGAUGAGCGAACAUGUCCUUCCAGGGGAUUUGAUGUCUUCCCGAUCUGUAAACACACUUUUAUUCAGCACAGCGCGAAUGUCGAAUAAUAAACAACUAAAUAAAGCAAAACAACAUUUUUUUUAUUUUUUUAAAAAUUAAGAAACAAGAUAUGCUGAAUUCAAUCAGAGCUUCUUUGUCCUUGAAGUUUCUUAUUUGGCUUCACAGUAGUUGCCUCUCAUUGGAAGCACUCCCAGCGAUCACAGUGGUGAUUGUGAAAGUGUGUAAAAAAAAAAAUAAAAAAUUAGAAAAGACAAAUAAAGGAGGUUGUCACUGGCUGCUCGGGGGCGGAUCUUCCACCGGUCAGGCUGAGCUGUUCAAUCAUUGUCUGCAGAUUCUUUCAUUUAUGUUGACUUUUAUUCGUCAAAUUUAGACAUCAAAGAUUAAGAAAAAAACAAGUCUUUAUGUUUAUUUUAUUGUCUGUUCUCUCGUUUGACUACCUGACAAAAAUAGUGAUGAUUGGUGAACCUACAGCUGGCAAUCAGCACAUUAUGCACAUUUUAUACACUACAGCUGAUCUGACAUUCAGCAAAAUUUCCUUUGCUUUCGGAUUUUUGUCAAAAUUCAGAACGUUUUGCAUCUCGCCUUCUCUGCAAAUAAAAAGUUUUGUUUUCUACCUCCAUUUUCCUCUAGAUUGUUUUUUUUUUUUUUUUUUUGUCGAGGAUGAAAAAUGUAACUGAAGCACAUUUGUUUUAUGGUGUAUUAUGAUGCAGUGUUUUUUAUUUUUUUUUAUUUUUGCCAUAAUUGGAUGUUUAAGCUCUUUCUGUAUCUCUUUUUUUUUUUUUCUCUCCCAACUUUUCAUCUCUUGUGCAAUCUAUGCAACACACACUCUGGUAUCCCUGCCCUGGAGCUGAAUGAAGAUGUGGAAUGAAUUUAACUUGUAAAUACUGUUUUUUAAAAAAGAGAGAGGGAGAAAAAGAAGAGAUCAAUCAGAUCGGUCGGUCUAAGUGAGAUGUGUGGAAUAACCGGCAGAAUGGAAACGGUUUCCAAAAUGUAACCAUGAAUGUUGUCGUAAAUAUUUUUUUAUAUUUUGAAAUUGCUAGGAGAAAAAAAAGUAAAAAAUCAUCGUGGGAAAGCUGUCAGAAGAACACUACAAAGGGAAGUUUUUAUUAAUUUAUAAAUUCAUUGCUUAGCAAUAUCACAUUUGUCUUGGUGUCAUUUUUUUUUUGUCGCCUUUUGAAAUAAAUUAUUCUGUAAUGCAAA
Molecule: messenger RNA, 8457 nt
Organism: Gambusia affinis (western mosquitofish)
Lineage: Eukaryota; Metazoa; Chordata; Actinopteri; Cyprinodontiformes; Poeciliidae
Gene: fhip1b
Product: FHF complex subunit HOOK interacting protein 1B
Exons: 12
Coding region: 768-4202 (1144 amino acids)
Biological process (GO): early endosome to late endosome transport; endosome organization; lysosome organization
Cellular component (GO): FHF complex
Source: RefSeq, a predicted model, not a curated record